Rhizoctonia solani is the source of this 909-nucleotide messenger RNA. Its product is annotated as 20S proteasome subunit. Gene Ontology annotation, cellular component: proteasome core complex. NCBI's taxonomy places the organism in Eukaryota, Fungi, Basidiomycota, Agaricomycetes, Cantharellales, Ceratobasidiaceae. The record is from RefSeq and is a predicted model, not a curated record. Gene Ontology annotation, molecular function: threonine-type endopeptidase activity. The transcript is spliced from 7 exons. Bases 1 to 909 code for a protein of 302 amino acids.
AUGAAUUCACUUGUUUCUCGGUUUGCUAGCUCAAGUUCUAUCACAAAGAAGGACCUAGAAUGCGAAGAUAUUGAGGAUGUAGGCGAUACUAUGUGGGGUUCUGCGGGUGGAUUUGCCGUUGGGACUUCGGGCGUCCCGUCGUUUAAUAUUCCGCGCGUCCCAGACCCCACUGCUUUCUUGAGACUGCACACCGAUGACCAUGCAGAUCCAAGCUGUCGUAUCAAGAUCCAGCACGGAACCACCACACUUGCAUUCCGUUUCAAAGGUGGAAUUAUUGUCGCUGUCGACUCCCGGGCAACGGCUGGUUCAUAUAUCGCGUCCGGAACGGUGAAGAAGGUUAUCGAGAUUAACAAGUACUUGCUUGGAACUAUGGCUGGUGGCGCAGCCGACUGUCAAUACUGGGAAACCUACCUCGGUAUUCAGUGCAGGCUUCACGAACUUCGAAACCGGGAGCGUAUCUCUGUUGCUGCCGCAAGCAAGUACCUCAGCAACUUGGUCUAUAGCUACAAAGGGAUGGGCCUCAGUAUGGGUACGAUGAUUGCUGGUUGGGACAAGACUGGCCCUGCUCUGUUCUAUGUAGACUCUGAUGGAACUCGACUCAAAGGAGAUCUUUUCUCCGUCGGUUCUGGUAGCACAUUCGCUUAUGGUGUACUCGACCAAGGUUAUCACUGGGACCUUUCCGACGAGGAAGCCCAAGAACUGGGUCGCCGUAGCAUCUACGCCGCUGGUCAUCGCGAUGCAUUUUCCGGAAAUACUAUCAAUCUGUACCAUGUCAAGGAACAUGGUUGGGACUUUAUUGGAAACUACGACGUUACGAAGCUACAUUACGAUGGCCCAGGGCAAAUACCUGGUGCAGUUGCCGGUGGUUAUGGAUACGAUGCACGGACCCAGAUUGCUCCCGCAGCUUAA